AUGAAGGUCGCUAUUGCUGGCGGCGCUGGGGAGACCGGUAACUGCAUUGUUGAUGCUCUCCUCCAGUCUAACAUCCCGGAACUGGUUAUUACCGCCCUAAUCCGCCCUGCUUCCCUUGAAAAGCCUGAGGUUGAGAAUAUCAGGGAAAAGGGUGUCAAGACUGUUGCUGCCGACCUGGCUGGCCCUGAAGACGAACUUGUGAAUGUUCUUAGUGGCACGGAUGUCUUGAUUUCGGCCAUCUCUGUGCCCGGACUACCGGACCAAAUCCACCUUGCAAAUGCGGCCAAAUUAGCAGGAGUGAAGCGGUUUGUUCCCUGUUUUUUCGCUACAGUUGCACCUGCCAAGGGCGUCAUGGCUAUUCGAUACUUGAAAGAGGAAACCCUGUUACACGUGAAGAAAAUUCAUCUUCCUUACACUGUCAUCGAUGUUGGCUGGUGGUAUCAGCUCAGCCUUCCUCGCCUUCCCUCCGGAAACAUCGACUAUGCUGUAACCAUGCCGGUAGAAUAUAUCGCUGGAGACGGAAAUACUCCUUCCGCCCUCACAGAUAUGAGGGACGUUGGUAAUUAUACUGCACGCAUCAUACAGGACCCAAGGACUUUAAACAAAAUGGUUUUUGCGUAUGGCGACGUUCUCUCACAGAACCAGGUCUUUAAACUGUUGGAGGACCUUAGUGAAGAGAAGCUUGAGCGACGCUACAGGUCUGCGGAAGACCUGAAAGUUGCCAUUUCGAAGCCGCUGCCUGAAGACUGGUUUUACAAUGCUAUCGAUCAUCGGGAGACUAUUGUAUCUCAGUAUUGGAGUUCUAUGGGUGUUCGCGGAGACAAUACGCCAGAAAUUGCUGAGUUUCUCGGAUACCUUGAUUGUAAGAAACUAUACCCAGAUUUCGAGGCAAUCACGUUCGAGGCAUGCUGCAAAGAAAUCCUCGAAGGGAAGGCUGCCGGGCCAUAUGCGAAUAGGUGGUAG
Fusarium vanettenii 77-13-4 is the source of this 963-nucleotide messenger RNA. RefSeq lists its product as uncharacterized. Lineage: Eukaryota; Fungi; Ascomycota; Sordariomycetes; Hypocreales; Nectriaceae. The transcript is spliced from 4 exons. Bases 1 to 963 code for a protein of 320 amino acids. The record is from RefSeq and is a predicted model, not a curated record. Gene Ontology annotation, molecular function: oxidoreductase activity.